Molecule: messenger RNA, 6965 nt
Organism: Portunus trituberculatus (swimming crab)
Lineage: Eukaryota; Metazoa; Arthropoda; Malacostraca; Decapoda; Portunidae
Gene: Art4
Product: probable histone-arginine methyltransferase CARMER
Biological process (GO): peptidyl-arginine methylation
Molecular function (GO): protein-arginine N-methyltransferase activity
Source: RefSeq, a predicted model, not a curated record
ACCGCCACCACCAGCGCCACUCGAGGCACAAAAUGGCGUCAGGUCGGCCGUUCGAGAAAGUGACAGUGAAUAUUUUGCACGAGGACGGCUCUAGGACGCUGAAAUAUCCUGAUCCGGUCACCCUAAAGCUGGAAUAUGACCCCCAUGGACUCUCCUGCAAAGUUAGACAAGGUGGUAUGUGUAUGUUGGAGAUUCCCAUCGAGUCCAAGUCAGAAUGUUGUCGCCUUGGCACAAAGUCAUACAUCUUCGCCUCAAAUCACGAGGACCUGCUCUUCACCUUUGCCUCGGAAGCUGACUCGAGAAGGUUCCACACAGUUAUCCUGAAGAUGAGGCAAGGCAAGGAGGUGUCUGUGUUCAACGAGAGAACAGACGACUCCAGCGCCACACAAUACUUCCAGUUCUACAGUUACCUGUCACAGCAGCAAAACAUGAUGCAGGACUACAUCAGGACAGGCACAUACCAGCGUGCCAUCCUGUCCAACAUGAGUGACUUCCGGGACAAGAUAGUGCUGGACGUGGGCGCAGGGUCUGGCAUUCUGUCCUUCUUUGCUGCCCAGGCCGGUGCUCGCAAGGUGUAUGCUGUAGAGGCUUCGUCCAUGGCCCAGCACUGUGAGAUGCUGGUGCGCGCCAACAACCUGCAGGACACCAUUCAAGUGAUAGCCGGCAAGAUAGAGGAGAUUGAGCUGCCUGAUAUGGUGGACAUGAUCAUCUCGGAGCCGAUGGGAUACAUGCUGUACAACGAGAGGAUGCUGGAGACUUACCUGCACGCUAAGAAGUGGCUCAACCCUAAUGGUCGUAUGUUCCCCUCCCGCGGCGACCUGCAUGUGGCGCCCUUCAACGACGAGGCGCUCUACUAUGAACAGCUCAACAAGGCUAACUUCUGGUAUCAGAACUGUUUCCAUGGCGUUGACCUGUGCCAGCUGCGGAAGGCCCUCAACGAGUACCUCCGCCAGCCCAUCGUGGACACCUUCGACAUCGGCAUCUGUCUGGCAAAGUCCAUCAGAUACUCCCUGGACUUCAUGACGGCAGAGGAGAAGGAUUUGCAUCAUCUCGUGAUUCCGUUGGAGUUCCACAUUCUCAAGUCGUGUACGAUGCACGGACUUGCUUUCUGGUUUGACGUGGCGUUCCUCGGCUCAUCUCAGACUGUGUGGCUCUCCACCGCCCCGACCGAGCCCCUCACCCACUGGUACCAGGUGCGCUGUCUGCUGGGGAAGCCGAUCUUUGUGAAGGAGGGGCAGCUUGUGACUGGAGUGGUGGAACUGGUGGCCAACAGGAGACAAUCGUACAAUGUUAACUUAGAGGUGAGGAUCGAGGGGACCACUACCGUCGCCACCAACUGCCUGGAUCUCAAGAAUCCUUACUUUCGCUACACCGGUAUAGCACCACAGCCUCCCCCGGGCAACAACACAGUGUCCCCAUCUGAGUCUUACUGGGGCACUGUUGAUGCCCAGGGUGCCAAGCAAGCAGUGAACAUGGUGAACGGCAUAACGGUGAACGGUCUCGGUGAAGUGGCUCUAGACCAAGGCACCUCCCUCAUCAGUCUGGGUCAAAAUACUUUGGCUUUAGGAACCAGCAACCUUGGCUCACUCAAUCUGCCAUUUCAAAGUGCGGUGUCAAGAACUGUGAGUCUUCCAGUCUCCUCUCCAGGGAACUUCGCCAGCACCUCACAGUCCAUCCGACAGCAGGUUGCCGGCAGCAGCGGCGUUGGCAUAGGCAGCAGUAACUUCCCGGUGAACAGUGCGCUGAUGAUUGGUGACUACGUGACUCCUGGUUCCAUCAUCCUACCCACGCAAGGCAUCCAGAUCAACUCCCACUCCAGCCUGGGCAGUGUGGAAUGCACCCAGGAGCAGUGACCCUCGACGGACAGUCUUGCCCUGUGGCGCAGUGUGUUCUGUCCCUGAGCCGUCUCUUCUCCCGCGCUGGUUUCACUCAGGUGACCUGCCAGUCUUUAUUGUCAAAGGCGUCUAUUGGGAACUGUGCUGGAUAAUUCAAUUCUCGCGUCUUGGAUUCUCUGUCUGUCUCUCAGUCUCUCUCUCAGGCAAGCAAAAUGUCACCAUCCACAGGUUUUUGGACGUCCUCUGUGGUUAUUAACAUUUCUGACUGUGCAGGAAGCCAUCUCAGUUUAUGUAUCUUCAAAUCACGCAGGACAGAGAAAGACUGUCGAGUGGAAGGUGACAAAUCUGUACAACCCUGUGAAGUGUGAAGUGUUUUAGUGAAGGUUGCAUUGCCUCCCCUUCUCUCCAGCCAGGACUCAGAAACUCCCAGUACUUACAGAGUUACUGACUUGGCAUGGCUGCGGUCUUGCUGGUGUCAGCGCUCACCAAUCACCACAACGCACUGGCUUGGAGAAAUGAGUGUUGCAAUGUGUUUUGAUACUACAAACCAACAGCUGAGUAAAGGAUGGUUGUUUUCCUUAAGAGUUGUGUAUAAUAAGACAGAAAAUCAUUUAGCACUCUCUCUCUCUCUCUCUCUCUCUCUCUCUCUCUCUCUCUCUCUCUCUCUCUCUCUCUCUCUCUCUCUCUCUCUCUCUCAUGGUAGAAACAGCUGGUAAAAAAAGCAAUUGUGUUAUUGAGCAGGGAACUGUAUUCAUUUGUUGUAGAGAUGUGACGGUAGUGUUUACGUUUCCUCGCUUUGUUAUCAGAUUGUACUGUCAUGUCCUGGAGAGCGAGUCAGACAGAACUUGAGUGUCAAAGCGUUAUAAUUGAGGCUCUCUAAUACCGUUCAGUGCUCUGAGGAUCUUACUUUUCCAGCCGGCCAAUAGAUCCACAGUCUAGAAUGUUUUGUUAGUGAUUCAACCGCGACUGUUUCCAAGAAGCUCCGCUGGAAGCUACUAGAGUUUUUAAGGGUGUUUUCAUGACUUCAGUGGUCGUUUGACAAAGAAAAGAUGUAAUAGUCUCAAGUGAGAUUUCCAUGGAUGUUUUUGUGAUUCUGGUGAUAAUUUGACAGUUAUGAAAAAUGCAACAGUCUCCAAUAAGGUUUUCAAGGGUGUUUUGGCUCCAAUGAUAGUUUGACAAAGUUAUGAAAGAUGCAACAGUCUCCAGCUGGGAUGUUUUCAAGGGUGUUUUUUAUGAUUCCAGCAAUAGUUAAUAAAACUAGCAAAGGUUUCACUAAGAGUCUCUGAUGGAAGUUGUCAAAGUUUUCAAGAAUAUUUUCAUAAUGAGAGUGAAUGUAAGAAGGGUUCUGCAUCACCGUUCAGACAAAAACACCUUUGAGAACCUGAUUACUUAUUUGCAGAACAUUUGAAGACAGUCGUGGUGAGAAAACAAUGCAUUUCAAAGUACAAGCCCAUGAGAGAGUGAUUCCUAGACACACACACACACACACACACCACAUACACAUCACAGUUUCCAGCAGAGAGAAUAAUGCAUAACUGAUGAGUCUGUCUUGAGGGCUGAGUCUGUAUGGGCAGCUGUGUUACUCUUAAGAUUAUUGGCUUCAUGACACAGAGCUGCACUGAGCCAUCAUUGCACAACACCCACACACUCACCACAGCACACAGCACACAACACUUUCACCCGUACAGUCACACACUCAGCACAAACCCGGUGACAACACAAGGACACGGUGAUAGCAGUAGUGCAAAAAAUAGUUCCCGUAAGUGUGUGUGUGUGUGUGUGUGUGUGUGUGUGUGUGUGUGUUUAAUUAUACUAUACUUCAGGAAACAAUUGUAAUUUUUUGGAGGUCUUUUUAAUGGGGUGAUUUUUAUAUUAUUUAUUAUUAUUGCAUUAUCUUUUUUAUUUAUUUAUUUUGAAUGAGAGGGAAAAUGUUUGAAGUGAAUCCCUAGAAGUCAAUAGUAAUUAUUUUCAAGUUAACAUUUUUUUCAUAAUGCUUGAGUCUUUUUAUUAUUAUUAUUUUUAUUUAUUUAUUUAUUUAUUUAUUUAUUUUUAUUUAUUUUCUUUAAGGCAAAACCUAGAAGUGAAUUUUUUAGUCCAACAAAGGAAAGUGUAUUAAUGAACAGUUGAUUCAGAAAAGAUAUCGCUGAGAAACAUGAGCAAGUUGUUUAUGUGAGUAAUGAAACAUAUUUGUAUCAACUUGUCAUGAAUUAAUGAAAUCCACUUGUGGUGAAAUGAAACUGCAAAGAAAGAAGUGACAAUUUAAUGAGCUCAAAGAAAGCAAGUGAAGGAAAGUAAUGGUUCUCAGAGCCUGAAUGUUGUGUUGAAGCCUUGAACAACGCAGCAUCACGCAGCAGGACAAGACAGGCUGGGAGUGAUGGCGUUCAAUGUGGACUGCACUAAGAUAAUCAAAAAGUGGAAAGCAUCAGAUGGAGAAGUGUUUCCAUUGUGUGGGUUCUUAGUGUGCUUGUCUUGUCACCACCAGUGGCGCUGUACUUCCUCCCCAAGGUGGUGUCUCUCUCCCUGGGUGCUAACAAAGUGUGGUAUUUUUGGCCUGCUGUCACCUCACCACCACACCUUUGGGAAGUAUACAUAUGGUGUAUGUAUAUCACAGUACAGCUUCACUGCAGCAGAGUUCAUUGUUGAUGUAGAAAUACUUGUAGCUCAACCACAAAAUCUUAGACUUUACCAGUACAGUACAAUCCCAUUUCACCGAAUGCCUUUUGGAGACAAACUUGGCUCAGUGUGAGGUGUGAGGGCUGAGUGAGGGAGUGAGUGGUGCAGCUGUGAGGGAGGAUUGGUGUGACUAGUCUCAGCGGUAAUUAAGACAAACUUGUCUCAGUUUAAGGUGUGAGGGCUGAGUGGUGCAGCUGUGAAGAGGAAUGAAGUGACUAGUCUCAGCAGUAAUCAAGACAAGCUUGUCUCAGUCUAAGGUGUGAGGGCUGAGUGGUGCAGCUGUGAGGGAGGAGUAGAGUGGAGUGGUCAGGUGAACCAGAGGUGGAGCAACAAGCCUGGGCAGAGACUGACAGUCUCAACACAGAUGUGGGUGUAAUUUUUUUAGCUUGUAUUUCACCCAUUUUGAUCUUUGUAGUGUACUGAAUGGUGACACUUUGAGUUUGGUAAAGUGGGAUUGUAUUGUAAAGCCAAUUGUUAACUUAUGGUGUUUGUCAUGUGAGUGAAUGAGUGUGUAGCAAUAACUGUGCUUCUCUGUCUCACCCGAGGCAGUUGUCCGGAGGCUCAGGAGUUGACUUUGUCCAAAAUGUGUCUCAUAGACACUAGUGAUAAGGAGUAAUAUAUGAGAUUCCUAUGGAAUUGUCACACAACAUUUCUUUACUAUGAUUUAGUUGUAAAGAUCCACAGUGUUCAAGUAUCCAACACUAAGUACAAGGAAGAAAACAGUUGUUGAUUUUACUGUUCAUUGUAAAGUGUAUCUUGUGCAUGAGGUACUGCACCUGUACUUGGGGAAGGCAGCAUGUCUUGUCCACACCUCACUCUCUGUGUGCUGCACCUCAUGUGUCAGGUGGCUAAGAGGAGGAGGAGGAGGAGGAGAGAACAUUGUGGUGGCUGGCAUUACAAGCAUGGUGUUGUUUGUGGUGAGGCGAGGAGAGGUGUGUGUGUGUUCAGGCUGGCAUUGCCUUGUGAAGGAAGGUGUGUUUAGCAGUGCUGACAGAUCUCAGAGCUUCUUCCUACACUUGAAUCCUCAUGACCUAGCCUAACCUCUUGAACCCCAGUAACUUACCCACACCCUCUCAGAAGUGGCCACACUGGACCACUCUAAGCUGGCCACACCACACCAUCAAUAACUUGGCCACACUUCCCCAUUCAUUAGUGGUCUUCAUUAAGUAUAUGUUUAAUUUUGUAAUGGACUGAUUAUCAUUUUUAUUUACUUAGCCUUAGACAAAGUGCAAUGUUUUGAUAAUAUGACCCAGGAACAAGUUAUGGUGGUUUAUAAUACCCUUCUCUCUCUUACCAUGUCCUGCUUCCCACCAAGGCCUGUAUUCUGAAACAUUUGCUCUCUCACCAUCACUGCUUUCCAAAGGCUUUAGUUGAAGAUACUCAUGUUUUUUAAGGGUAUAUUUAUGGUUCUGGUGUUGGAUUGGCAAGAAUUUUAAUUUAUUAAAAGAGAAACUGUCUUGAAAACCUGGUUAAUCAUCUCUGUGGCUUUGGAAAAUCAUUGUGGUGAGACUGCAAAGUGUUUGUGAGUACAGUCACAAGUCACAAGCUUCACACAUAUUACACAGUACUUAAUUCCCACAGUGCAUCACCUCAACCAAGGGUCUCAAUAUUGAAAUGUUUGUCUUCCAUCUUAAUUCUGCUUUUAAGAGGCCCUAGCAAUAAUCAUUGGGGAUUUUCAAGGAUGUUUUAUGGAUUUGAGUUAAUAGUACAAGGAAUCUAUACCAGUAACAUGACGGAAGUGGAUGUGGGAUUUUAAGGCUGUUUUCUAGAUCUUGGUAAUAGUUAAACAAAGAAUCUAUCUUUUAUUGGGAUUUUCAAACAUGUUUUUUUGUUCAUUUGAUAGAAGACUGAGAUUUUUUAAAGGUGUUUUCAUGAUUGUGUUGAAUAGUUUAGCAAAAUUGAAUGUGUAAUAGACUACUUAGUUGAAGUAAUUGGGGUUUUAAAGAAUAUAUUAAGGAUUUUAGUGAUAGUAACAAGAUUUAGGAAAAAUGACUCCACAACACGCAUGAUUAAGCAUAUGUGGCCUCUAAAGAUAGUUAUGAUGAGAGAACAAAGCAUUUCAAAACCCGCCCCUUUUGGUGGUGGUGGUGGCAAGAGUGAGGCGCUGAGUUGCUUUGCUGGUGUCGGGCAAGAAUUGAUCUGAAAACUGUAGUACCUCUUUAGUUUCAGCCGCUAACUUGGUGAUAGUUAAUCAGUGCACACCAGAUGUAUAUGGAAGAUCUUUCGUAUUAUCAUUAUUAUUUUUUUCUAUAAAAGUUACAUGGAAAAAAACUGUACAAAAAUGGAUUACCACUGUGGAUGUAAUAAUUACCAGAUUUUAUUAUUAUUAUCAUUAUUAUUAUUAUUAUUAUUACUAAAGAGUUGACACUUUUUACUACAAGUAAAGUGAGCAACAUUCCACAAUUUGUAUGUAAUUCAAACGUUUUUUUUUUUUUUUUAAUAAACUAGACCAUUUUA